Molecule: messenger RNA, 731 nt
Organism: Octodon degus (degu)
Lineage: Eukaryota; Metazoa; Chordata; Mammalia; Rodentia; Octodontidae
Gene: Nt5c
Product: 5', 3'-nucleotidase, cytosolic
Exons: 5
Coding region: 91-699 (202 amino acids)
Biological process (GO): pyrimidine deoxyribonucleotide catabolic process
Molecular function (GO): 5'-nucleotidase activity
Source: RefSeq, a predicted model, not a curated record
CGCGCGCGGUCCCCACAUCGCGCGCAUCGCGCUCCGCCAUACACGCUCGCGUAAGGCUCACGGCUCCUAGACCUCAGGACUCCUGCAGCCAUGACGUCGCGGCCGGUGCGCGUGCUGGUGGAUAUGGACGGCGUGCUGGCCGACUUCGAGGCCGGCCUCCUGCGGGGCUUCCGCCGCCGCUUCCCAGAGGAGCCGCACGUACCGCUGGAGCAGCGCCGGGGCUUCCUUGCGCGCGAGCAGUACCGCGCCCUGCGCCCCGACCUGGCGGAUAAAGUGGCCAGCGUGUAUGAAGCCCCGGGCUUUUUCCUAGACUUGGACCCCAUCCCGGGGGCCCUGGAAGCCAUGCGGGAGAUGAACGACAUGCAAGACACCGAGGUCUUCAUCUGCACUAGUCCUCUGCUGAAGUACGACCACUGUGUGGGCGAGAAGUACCGCUGGGUGGAGCAGCACCUUGGGCCCCAGUUUGUGGAGCGCAUUAUCCUGACGAGGGACAAGACCAUGGUCCUGGGGGACCUCCUCAUUGAUGACAAGGACACCAUUCGAGGCCUGGAGCAGGCUCCACACUGGGAGCACAUCUUGUUCACCUGCUGCCACAAUCGGCACCUGGCCCUGCCCCCCACAAAGAGACGGCUGCUCUCCUGGAGCGACAGCUGGAGGGACAUCAUAGACAGCAAGCGGGGAGCUGCACACCAGGUGUGAGCAGGUCUGCAGUGGCUGGUGCUGACCGGGAG